UAGUAAGAAUGUAAAUAAAACCACAUUAAGGUUGAGCUGUUAUCAGCUGUGAUGGGUUUUCAAGUUCUUAUUCAAACAAAAAUUCUUACGGGCGCAACUCGGUGUUGACGUUCGUUUGAAAUAUGAUAUAAGGAUAUGACAGUUUGUUUUGAGCUGUGGGCACCAUAGGAUGUAAAUUUGAUACGUGAAAAUAUUUUUUAAUUUUUAUAUAAAGUAUACAUUUUUUCCGUUUAGACAUUUCGCUCGUUUGCAGGGAGUUAUUAUGGUGGUAGAAUUUUAUUACGAUUUACUGUCGCAGCCAUGCCGCGCUGUAUAUUUGUUUUUUAGAGCAGCUGGAAUACAGUUUGAACCAAAGGAAAUCGAUCUGUUUAAAGGGGAACACCAUAAUCCAGAAUUCACGAAAAAGAAUCCAUACCACAAAGUUCCAGUUAUCGACGAUGACGGAUUUCUACUUGCAGAAAGUGCAGCGAUUAUGCGUUAUAUGGCGACGAAAGAAAAUGUUGCGGAUCAUUGGUACCCCAGGCAAGACCUGCAGAAACAAGCAAAAGUCGACGAAUUCAUUAACUGGCAACACCUGUGUGUCCGCAAGCCUUGUGUAGAUUUGUUUAUUGCUAAAUUUAGAAGCCGUAUCGGCAUUGGUCGCUUCACAAAGGAACCGCUCGAUGAAGCCAAACUAAAAACCUUUAGAGAAGAAAUCACAAAAAGUAUUGCACAUAUUGCAGAUUAUUUUCUACAAGACAAACCAUUUCUUGCCGGGGACGAGAUUUCUUUGGCCGAUAUUCUCGGGGCUUGCGAGAUUUACCAUUUACAAGGCGUAGAAGAAGACUCGUUGUACAAAGAUAAUGCGAAAGUGUCUGAAUGGAUUGAACGUGUCCGUAAAAGGCUUGAACCUGAUUUUGAUACUGCAUCUAUGAAGCUAAUGGCGGUAAAACAAAAGUACAUUAGCGCUAAGGAGUAACAUUAUACAGUCUUUUAAUUAAUUCUGUCAAGUCGAGUGUUUGUAUCAACGAAACUAUGCAUUACAAAACUUAUAUAGCCUGUAAUUUCAGUGAACUAUAAUAAGUCAGUGAUGUUUGAACUGUUUUGCAUAUUUUCACUCACAAAACUAUAUAAUAAAAUAAUAAAAAAAAAAACAUUAA
Messenger RNA from Mercenaria mercenaria, 1139 nucleotides. Its product is annotated as glutathione S-transferase theta-1-like. Gene Ontology annotation, molecular function: glutathione transferase activity. Lineage: Eukaryota; Metazoa; Mollusca; Bivalvia; Venerida; Veneridae. Gene Ontology annotation, cellular component: cytoplasm. Bases 263 to 958 code for a protein of 231 amino acids. The record is from RefSeq and is a predicted model, not a curated record. The transcript has 4 exons. Gene Ontology annotation, biological process: glutathione metabolic process.